UUUGGGGUUUUUUGGGGGUUUUGGGGGUUCCGGGAGGCCCCGGGGGGGUCCCGGGGCCAUGGCGGGGGAGAAGGUGACGACCGUGAGGGACGUGUUCCUGUUCGUGCCCAACCUGAUCGGCUACGCGCGGGUGCUGCUGGCCGCCGUGUCCCUCGGGCUGAUGCCGGCCCGGCCGGGCCCCGCCGCCGCCUGCUACGCGCUGGCCGCGCUGCUGGACGCCGUGGACGGGCACCUGGCGCGGCUGCUGGGGCAGGGGUCGCGGCUGGGCGCCAUGCUGGACAUGCUGACGGACCGGCUGAGCUCCGUCUGCCUGCAGCUCAACCUGGCGCUGCUCUACCCGCGCUGGGCGGGGCUCUUCCAGCUCAGCAUCGCCCUCGACGUGGCCAGCCAUUGGCUGCACAUGCACUGGUGGGCGGGGCUUGGCCGGGCGGGGCCUGGGGCGGGGCCGGGAGGGGGAAAAAUGGGGAAAAAAUGGUGGGAAAUGGAG
Messenger RNA from Motacilla alba alba, 487 nucleotides. RefSeq names its product CDP-diacylglycerol--inositol 3-phosphatidyltransferase (gene CDIPT). Gene Ontology annotation, cellular component: Golgi apparatus; membrane. Gene Ontology annotation, biological process: phosphatidylinositol biosynthetic process. The record is from RefSeq and is a predicted model, not a curated record. Gene Ontology annotation, molecular function: CDP-diacylglycerol-inositol 3-phosphatidyltransferase activity. The annotation marks the transcript as partial. NCBI's taxonomy places the organism in Eukaryota, Metazoa, Chordata, Aves, Passeriformes, Motacillidae. The transcript is spliced from 3 exons.